UAAAGUGAUUUUACUUUGUGGUAAUCUGGAGGUUAGUGUGCUUGUCGAACAGAUUAUUAGUCUGGAAGAGUCACUGAUCUCUGAAAAAACAACCUGUUAUCUUCAUUUUAAAAGGUUGUCCAGGAAUAAGAAAACAGACGCUGUUCUGAUCGGCCAAUAGCUGCACAUCAAUGAUCACAGGAUGCUUUAUAUAUGCAGAAAUCUACGCAUUUUAAAAGUCAUUUCAUAUAAACUUAGCUUCUUUCCUAGAAAAAAAGAAAACAGAUUCGCAGCAAGAACUUCCCAGAAUCAACCAACAGAAAAUAAGCUGUCAUGAAUUUCUUUUUUUUUUUUUGUUUAAACACGAUGAACUUUGUGAUAUGAGUCUGUUUUUUAUUGUUUCUUGUCAAUAAGAAGAUUAAAGUGUCAGAAGGAUUAAAUCCAUAAGUUCGGGAAAAUCCGCGCAGAUUAUCUUUCCUUUAAGUGGUUUAAUAGGUGUAUAAAAAGAGGCUGAAGGUUCUGGCUGAGGUAGUAGAAGCUCAGGUUAAAGAUGGGGAAACAUUUCCACCUGUAUGAGAACAUCUCCAAAGUGGACCCCUUCGAGGGGCCCCAGUAUUAUCUCGCCCCGUCGUGGGCGUUUCACCUCCAGGCCCUCUUCAUGGGCUUCGUCUUCUUCGUCGGGACGCCGUUAAACUUUCUGGUUCUGCUGGCCACAGCUAAAUACAAGAAGCUCAGAGCUCCUCUCAACUAUAUCCUGGUCAACAUCUCCUUUGCUGGCUUCAUCUUCGUCACCUUCUCCGUCAGCCAGGUGUUCGUCUCCACCGUGAGGGGCUACUACUUCCUGGGUCACACCCUGUGUGCCUUGGAAGCAGCCAUGGGUGCCGUAGCAGGUCUGGUGACGUCCUGGUCGCUGGCUGUGCUUUCCUUCGAGCGGUACCUGGUGAUCUGUAAACCGUUCGGAGCGUUUAAGUUUGGCAGCAGUCACGCCGCCGGCGCUGUGCUCUUCACCUGGUUCAUGGGGGUGGGCUGUUCCUGCCCACCUUUCUUUGGUUGGAGCAGGUACAUCCCGGAAGGACUGGGUUGCUCCUGCGGACCCGACUGGUACACCAAUAACGAGGAGUUUAACUGCACCAGCUACAUGUACUUCCUGAUGGUCACCUGCUUCUGCAUCCCUCUGUCCAUAAUCAUCUUCUCCUACUCUCAGUUACUGGGAGCUCUGAGAGCUGUUGCCGCCCAGCAGGCAGAGUCGGCGUCCACUCAGAAGGCUGAGAAGGAGGUGUCCAGGAUGAUCAUCGUCAUGGUCGGCUCCUUCGUCACCUGCUAUGGCCCAUAUGCUUUGACGGCUCUUUGGUUUGCCCACUCUGAAGAGGUAAAUAAAGACUACCGGCUCGUGACCAUCCCGGCAUUCUUCUCCAAGAGCUCCUGCGUCUACAACCCACUAAUCUACGCCUUCAUGAACAAGCAGUUUAACGCCUGCAUCAUGGAAAUGGUGUUUGGAAAGAAAAUGGAAGAAGCAUCUGAAGUGUCUUCAAAGACUGAGGUGUCCACAGCAUCGUAAUGUUUGGAGCAAAACUCAGAAGGACAUUUGACUUCCCUAAAGGACUUUUAAACAUCUGCGUUCAGAGAACCCAUAGGAAAAAAAAAACAAAAAACAAAACCAUGUAAACAGUUUAUACGUAAAACCCCAUAUCAAAUUUUAUUGUAGAAGGCAUUUGUUUAGAUAAAGCAAGAAAAAUGGAAUAAAAAUGUAUUAAAUUGUCUGUUUGUGCUCUUUUCUGAAAAAACAAACAAACUGCGACUUAAAAAAAACUGUGCACAACAGGACACCGUUGUUUGCCACAUUUGCAGGGAUACAGAUUAAAACCAGAGACUGAAUAUUC
This is a messenger RNA of Cyprinodon variegatus (sheepshead minnow), 1859 nucleotides long. It is a transcript of the gene opn1sw1, whose product is annotated as opsin 1 (cone pigments), short-wave-sensitive. Bases 530 to 1537 code for a protein of 335 amino acids. Gene Ontology annotation, biological process: visual perception; G protein-coupled receptor signaling pathway; phototransduction. Gene Ontology annotation, molecular function: G protein-coupled receptor activity. The transcript has 5 exons. The record is from RefSeq and is a predicted model, not a curated record. Gene Ontology annotation, cellular component: membrane; photoreceptor outer segment. NCBI's taxonomy places the organism in Eukaryota, Metazoa, Chordata, Actinopteri, Cyprinodontiformes, Cyprinodontidae.